AUGCCCCCACGGUUCAUACAGACCGGCCGACGCGGCGACCCCGUGUUCGACGCCUUCUACGCCAGUACAUACCCCAGCGUCACCGACAUCGCCGCAUACCAAUCCUCGCAAGCGAGUGCCAUCGCCGCGCUGCUCCGCCACAUCGCCACGCCGGCCAUCCUGCUCACCCACUCCCAAGGCUCUCCGGGGGGCUGGCUCGCGGCCGACAUCUGCCCCGAGCUGAUCCGCGCCAUCAUCGCCGUGGAACCCAACGGGCCCCCUUUUGCCGGGGUACACCCCCACAACGGCGCGGCCGCGCGGGCGUGGGGCCUGACGGACAUUCCGAUCGCGUAUUCCCCGCCCGUGACGGAUGUCGGUGAGUUGGACCUGGUGACGAUCCCGUCGACAGAGCCCGGGCGAGACGACACGGUACUGCAGCGGCAGGACGCGGACUCCUCUGCGCCGCGAAAUGGCAGCGUCGUGCUGCGCAAAUUGAAAAACCUACAACACAUCCCCGUCCUGGUCGAGGUCGGCGAGGCCAGUUACCACGCCCCCUACGACCACGCCACCGUCGCGUACCUCCGCCAGGCCGGGGUGGAGUGCGACUUCAUCAGGCUCGAGGACCGGGGGAUCUUGGGCAACGGACACAUGCAGAUGCUGGAGCUGAAUAAUCUCGAAAUUGCGGCCGUGUUGGAGAAUUGGAUUAGGACGAAGGUGGAGGGGGAGGGAGAGGUAGAGAGGGAAGGGGAGUAA
Fonsecaea monophora is the source of this 732-nucleotide messenger RNA. RefSeq lists its product as hypothetical. The transcript has a single exon. The coding region runs from base 1 to 732 and encodes 243 amino acids. The record is from RefSeq and is a predicted model, not a curated record. NCBI's taxonomy places the organism in Eukaryota, Fungi, Ascomycota, Eurotiomycetes, Chaetothyriales, Herpotrichiellaceae.